This is a messenger RNA of Rhagoletis zephyria (snowberry fruit fly), 705 nucleotides long. Its product is annotated as pickpocket protein 28-like. Gene Ontology annotation, biological process: sodium ion transmembrane transport. The record is from RefSeq and is a predicted model, not a curated record. Gene Ontology annotation, molecular function: ligand-gated sodium channel activity. Gene Ontology annotation, cellular component: plasma membrane. NCBI's taxonomy places the organism in Eukaryota, Metazoa, Arthropoda, Insecta, Diptera, Tephritidae.
AUAAUCGCCCACAAUCCAAUCGAUACGCCGCACGUCAAAGAGACCGGCUUGUUCGUUCAAACGGGCUACCACCAAUGUCUCUUCAACAACGAGCUAGAAUUGUAUUACUUCCGGUACUACACGCGCCGCAAUUGUGAAAUGGAAUGUGAUUCCAAAUAUUUUCUACGCCGAUGCAAAUGCAUUCCAUAUCACAUGCCGCUCAUCUAUCAAAAUGCAAGUAUUUGUGAUGUGAAGGAUUUCAAUUGUGAAAGAAUCGCGGAAGCAGAGAUCAAUGACGAGCAGCAUGUGGCCUGCAAGCGUAAGUGUCUGCCUGCGUGCUUCCGUUCGGAGUAUUACCCGGAAGUAUAUGGAACACCACUGGCGAAUACUUCGUUUGUCUUCAAAGAUGGCUUAUUUACGAAUUUUACAAAGCAAGAGAUUCAUGAGAAUUUCGCAUUGGUGCAGGUUUAUUUUGCAAAUGAUUUUUUUAGGUCUAAGGUUAGAUCGCCAUAUACCAGCUUUACGGACUAUUUGUCACAAACAGGUGGCAUUUUGGGAUUGAUGGUAGGUUUUGGAGUCAUGUCAGUUCCUGAGUUCUGUUAUUUUUUUCUAAUACGACCGGUAUUUGAUUUCCUGCUGAAUCGUCUGCCCAGUUCCGUGCGGAAAAUGACUGCAAUGCGAAUUCGAAGAGUUUUCGAUGGAAACGCGGUUCUAAUAGGCCGGCGG